UUCCAUGUGCCCGGGACAAUUAGUGCCCAAUGGGUGGAGAAUGCUCGUUUACUUCUUCAUUGCUUGUAGAUACCUAGGUAUCACGCCAUACCUUGACCUAUGUAGACUGGUCUUCAAGCUUAAACAGCUCCCUAAGUUUACAUGCUUCGCCUACCUUUCUUCUCGAGGUGCCUUUAGGAUCCCGAGGAUGCCUAGUUCAUUGAAGGGGUGGAAGGAUAAAUGGUUCUAUGUUAUAGCUCGAGACCCGAUCUUUCUUUUUGGCCCUUGUGGGAUAUCUCGGACAUAGUGAAGUUUUGUGAGGGACAGGCCUACUUCGAGACACUCUAGAGAGGGAUCGAAAGAUGUUAGAGGAUCUCGAGCCCUUGGUGUAUGAUAUAGAUGAUAUUCUCAGAGAUGACAUCCUCGACCUUGCGUGUGCAAAAGGCCUCGAGGAGAUGCCUUUUGAUCCAUCAGCUCUUCGUCGAGCAGUGAGAUCGAAGUCAAAGGAGCCCCAGGUUAGCGCUUCUGAUCAGAAGAAGGGAAAAAAGAGGCCUUGGGUAUACACAACUGAUGUUCUUCCUUGGGGUUCGAGAGAAUCAUCAAGUUCAAGGCUUCGAGCUUCGAGUCCUCUUCCUCAACAACGACAGGGGAUUCUUCCCGACCAACUUCGAGGUCUUCACAGCCACUUCAUCCUCGGGUAACUCUCGAGGUUGUUGAUCUCGAGGAUGACUCCAUUCCUUCUGUUGCCUCGAUCAUCGAGGAUUUUGAACGAUGCCAUAUGCUUCCGAGCAUUGUCGCGAAAUACAGAGGCAACGUUGGGUUUGACGAGGGCAUGAAGGCCCUCGAGCUCCUUACCUUGAAAGUAAGUAUCGACCCUUUUAUGAUGUUGUGCGAAGUAUUUUUCCCGUUCUAAUGCUUUUUCUUUUUUCAUUGUUAGACACUCAGCGUUGCUCGAGGACUUUCACUACAAGGGAUGGAUGAGUCCCACAAGGUGGCAGGGUUGGUCGACGCUGUGGAGCUUCGAGAUAAGAAGCUUGCUGAUGUUGAGGCUGCUCGAUCUCAGCUCCAGAGGGAGCGCGAGGAUGCGAGAUACGAGUUGAGGAAAGCUCGGGAUGAAGUGGGGCUUGCCAAGGACAAGGCUGAAGAACUAAAACUCGAGCUUGAAUAGCUUAAGAAAAAUUUUGGGGCCAAGGUUAAGGAGGCUCGAGCUUCAGCAAUCGAGGACUUUAAAAAGUUCGAAGAGAUGGACAGGCUGAAGGGGCGAGUAUGCGUUAGGCUCGUACCUUCAUGCCCUUAAAGACGCUCGGGCCUGCUAAUCUUAUUCCACCCGAAGGCUAGUUAAAAAGUCAUUGAUGUAUAUGCCACAAAGAGUAGUAUCUUCUCAGGAUGAAGAUGCUCGAGGUUGCCCUCGAGGAGCUUAAGAUGAUCCAUGAUGUAGUCGAGAUUCUCAAGCCGUCUGAUUCUGACAACAUAGUCGAUGAAGUGGCCGAAGAUGAGGAUGCAUUCGAGGAGCGUGAUGUUGCUCCCAAGGAUGAAGACCAAGAGUAGGAAAUCACAACCCCCUUCCCCGAUUAUAUUUUGACGAUGAUGUAAUGAACAUUGCCUAGCCAUAACCUCGGGCCUCUUCCUUCGAAUUUUU
Olea europaea var. sylvestris is the source of this 1618-nucleotide messenger RNA. RefSeq lists its product as uncharacterized. The record is from RefSeq and is a predicted model, not a curated record. The coding region runs from base 342 to 680 and encodes 112 amino acids. The transcript is spliced from 2 exons. Lineage: Eukaryota; Viridiplantae; Streptophyta; Magnoliopsida; Lamiales; Oleaceae.